AUAUGGGUGUUGGAGAGUCCGAUCUUUUCCAAUCCUUUCUCUCUGGGUAAAUGUCAUAUGUCAAUCAUAUCCCUCAAAGAAACCCAGUAAGUCCCUUAUUCCCAUUUCUUUGCCAGGUUGUAACUGCAGUUGCUGCAACACCCUUUCCCAUGGCCCCAUCACAGUCCCUCCCUGAUGCUUUGUGUACCCACCAGUCAGGCCUGCCCUGGAGCCCGCUAUCUUCUUGUGGCAAGCAAGGAGACAGCUGCUGUUUUGCCCAGUCUGUUGUGCUGCGGGGAAUUGCCAAAGAACGCCUGGUCAGCAAACCCCCUCCAGGCUGUGAGCCCAAGUCUGUCCUCCACAUGUGCGAGACAGGAGAGGAGGUCCUGGCCCGCUACUUGUACACAACGUCCCCCACCACCCUCAGCAGCACCCUGCACCUGCUACAGGAAGGUUGCCAGCUGCGGGCCCCCUAUCCCCAGUUCUUCUCCCCUCUGUUGGACAAGCGAGGAUUCCUCUUGGCCGCACCUACAAGGGCCUCAACAACUGUUGAAAGCAUUCCCGUCAUCAGUGCCCUGCAGUCUUCCGCUCUUCUGCACAGAACCCUUGGCGCUUUUUACAAAGAACUGCACCAGUUGGACGUCCGGCGCUGGGCAAGCUUCUUUUCUGUGGGAGUUGAGCUCGAUGACUUCCAAGAGGCCUUGGAGCAGCUGAGGACAUUGUCCCACUGUUACAGAGAGAGUGGAGUGGAAGAAGAAUCGGGGGACGAAGAGGACUGACUGUCCCUUGUGCGAGGAGGCCUCUGGGAAGACUGUAAAUAAAUCGAGCUGGUGUGCCUCUUAACUGCCCUUCUGUUUCAUGCUGCGAUACGGGUGGUUCACAAGGACACUCCACACCCACAUGCCUUCCACUCCGGAACCUUGCUGAUUGGUGCUAGGAACAGAGGGAAGCUGAUCCAUCUACUCCAAACGAAUGGCUUUAUUCAUUAAUAUUAAACUGCACAAUAAAUAUUCAUACAGAAGAGGCACAGGAAAGACUGUACACCAUUCCUACUAUUAAAAUAUUUACAUCACGUAUUGUCCAAGAA
Messenger RNA from Sphaerodactylus townsendi, 1066 nucleotides. It is a transcript of the gene MSTO1, whose product is annotated as misato mitochondrial distribution and morphology regulator 1. NCBI's taxonomy places the organism in Eukaryota, Metazoa, Chordata, Lepidosauria, Squamata, Sphaerodactylidae. Gene Ontology annotation, cellular component: cytoplasm. Gene Ontology annotation, biological process: mitochondrion distribution. The record is from RefSeq and is a predicted model, not a curated record. Bases 51 to 758 code for a protein of 235 amino acids. The transcript is spliced from 4 exons.